Molecule: messenger RNA, 8292 nt
Organism: Microtus oregoni (creeping vole)
Lineage: Eukaryota; Metazoa; Chordata; Mammalia; Rodentia; Cricetidae
Gene: Aff1
Product: AF4/FMR2 family member 1
Exons: 20
Coding region: 445-4110 (1221 amino acids)
Biological process (GO): regulation of gene expression
Cellular component (GO): super elongation complex; nucleus
Source: RefSeq, a predicted model, not a curated record
UGCGGGAGGGGGGUCCCGGCGAGCUCGGGCACCUCGAGGGUAGCCGAGGGCCGUGCGCUUUGCCCUCGUAGUGCGAGCCAACUGAGAGCGGGGAGCCCGCGGCGGGCGGCGGGGACGCGCCCGGUGGUCUAGAAGUGCCCCGAGAGUGCCCCGGGGCGGUGGGCAGCGCCGGUCCCAGGGCUCGAGCGAGGUGCGGUUCGCCCGGCGGCCCCCGGUGCCCGGAUGUCCGUCAGGCUCGGCGCGAGCCGUGGCUCCGGGGGGCGGAGGCGGCGCUGAAGUCGCGGAGCUGAGGACGCAGCGGCCGGGAGCUGAGCGUCCGCGCGCCUCGGGCGUCCGCUGAGCAGUGUCGCGGAGGACUGCGGUCGAUGGAGAGCGCGGCGCGGGCGGAGGGGCCCGCGCGAGGGCUCUGAUGGACACGGGACGCCGGACUGUGUGAGCCGAGCCAUGGCAGCCCGCUCCAGCUUGUACAAUGAAGAUAGAAACCUGCUUCGGAUUCGAGAGAAGGAGAGACGCAAUCAAGAAGCUCACCAAGAGAAAGAGGUGUUUACUGAGAAGACGCCGCUGUUUGGAGAGCCCUACAAGACGGCUAAAGGCGAUGAGUUGUCGAGUCGCAUACAGAACAUGCUAGGCGACUACGAGGAGAUGAAGGAGUUUCUGAGCGCCAAGUCGUGCCCUCAGCUGCUGGAGGGCGCGGAAGACAGGCCAGGGAAGCCGAGAUACCCUUCACUUCAUGACAGGGGCAACAGCCUUGCCUCCCACUCCUUCCGCACACAUGUCUACCACCAGCCUAUUUCUACUUCUGCCCCUGGAUCACUUUCUGUCGGUAACAUUAGCCACAGUCCAAAGAUGGCACCGCCAAGGAUGGAACCAGUGCCAAGUCUCCACGCCAAAAGCUAUGGCCCGCCCGACAGCCAGCGUCUGACUCAAGAUCGCCUCAGUCAGGAAGGGCACUGUUCCAGCCACAGAAAGUAUGACCGCAGAGCUGAUGGUGACUCAGCUCCGGAGAUGAAGCUCUCACCCUUAAUCUCCUCAUUGCCAUCCCCUGUGCCCCCUUUGUCACCUGUACAUUCCAGACUGCAAGGACCCAGCAAGGUUCCCAGCAGCAGUGGCACUAGCAGUAAAAGCUACUGUGCAGCUGUGUCUUCCAAGGACCUGCUGGUGAAGGGUCAGGAUAACGAGACUCCUCUUGACAGUUUGGUGGCAGUUACCAGCCUCGGGGUAGCCCCUUCUCAGAUGUUUCCACCCCCUCCCCUCCCCUCCAAAAGUGUUGUGAUGCAGCAGAAGCCCACGGCAUAUGUCCGGCCCAUGGAUGGUCAGGAUCAGGCUCCUAGUGAGUCACCGGAGCUGAAGCCACCGCUGGAAGACUAUGGACAGCGGAGCUUUGAAAAGCCGGAUGCAAAGGUGCCUGCCAAGGCCAGGCUCACCAGACUGAGGAUGCCUUCACAGUCAGAGCAGACGUUCUCCAAUGAAGCUCACUGCGUUGAAGAGAUUCUGAAGGAAAUGACCCAUUCGUGGCCACCUCCUCUGACAGCCAUACACACACCCAGUACCGCCGAGCCCUCCAGAUUUCCUUUCCCUACAAAGGAUCCUCUGCACAUCAGUUCUGCAGCCCAAAGCCAAAAACAAUAUGACUCACCGUGCAAAACCCAUCCCAGUUCCCAGCAAGGAACAUCCAUGCUUGAGGAUGACCUGCAGCUCAGCGACAGUGAAGACAGCGAUACGGAACAAGCUGCAGAGAAACCUCCGUCCCCAUCUGCACCUCCAAGCGCCCCACAGCCGCUUUCCGAACCAGUGGUGUCAGCACAUUCCAGUAGUGCAGAGUCAGAGAGCAGCGCGUCUGACAGCUCCUCGGACUCCGAGACUGAGAGCAGCUCCAGUGACACCGAGGAGAACGAGCCCCUCGAAACCCCGGCUCCCGAGCCCGAGCCUCCGACAACCAACAGGUGGCAGCUGGACAACUGGUUGACCAAGGUCAGCCAGCCCCCAGUGCCCCUCGAGGGUCGCGCAAGCACUGAGUCUCCACGCUGGCGCCAGGAGAGUAAGGAUGGAGACCGCAGCACUGAGCAGCCGCACCCUGAGUCCAAAGACCCUCCCCCUAAGAGCUCCAGCAAAACCCUCCGAGGUCCCACUGAGGGGCCCCAGCCUGGGAAGAGGAGCUGCCAGAAAUCCCCUGCCCAGCAGGAGCCCCCACCUCGGCAAACUGUCGGAACCAAACAACCCAGAAAACCUGCCAAGGGCUCUGGCCAGGCAGAGCCCCAGGGCAGCGGGCCUGCCGAAAGUGACCCAGGGCCCCUUCCCUAUGGCUCAAAAGAACAGACUUCCAAAGACAAACCCAAGGUAAAGACGAAAGGCAGGCCACGCUCUGUGGGCAGCAGGGAGCCUAAGCCUGAAGGGCCCAUGCCUAAACCACAGGCAACUGUGCCCAAGCCACAGGCAGCUGUGCCCACCCCUAAUGAGAGGAGGAAGCACAAGGGUUCCCCGGCCCCCUCCAAGGCCCCCUCAGGCCCUCAGCCUCCAAAGGACAAUGCUGGGAACAGGAACUCUGAGCACUUUGCUCUUGUCUCCUUGACUGAGAGCCAGGGUCCACCCCACAGUGGCAGGGGCUGCAGUGGUGUCAGCGGCAUCAGGACUAGCCGCUGCCGACAGGCGGUGAUUGUCCAGGAGGACGGCCAAAAAGACAGACUCCUGGUACCCUUGAGAGACACCAAAUUGCUCUCACCGCUCAAGGACACUCAACCACCAACAAGCUUGGUGGUGAAGAUAACCCUAGACCUUCUCACUCGGAUUCCCCAGCCCCUGGGGAAGGGCGGUCACCCCAGGAAAGCGGAAGACAAGCAGCUGCUGGCGGCAAAGAAGCAGGACUCUGAGAAGAGAACCAGCGACGGCUCCAGCAGAGUAACCAAGAAGAGAAAGGGCGACCCAGAAACAGACCGUGACAGCAAGAAAAUCAGAUUGCAGAAGGAUGUCCCCUCACACUGUGCUUCGUCUUCGUCUUCCCACACUGAGUCUUCCAAGACGAAGACUCCCAGGCCCCCCUCGGAGUCCUCAAGAAAGGAAAUGCUUCCUCCUCCACCUGUGUCAUCCUCUUCCUCCUCCUCGUCGUCUUCCUCCUCCCAGAAGUCAACCAAAACUGCACACAAGAGGUCAAAGCCGGAUGCAGAAGCCUGUGGUCAGGAUCCUCCCAAAAGUGCCAGCAGUACCAAGGGCAAUAAGGACUCCUCCGUUCCCAAGCACAGAAAAGUGCAGGCCAGGGGCUCGGAGCACAAAGGGUCUUCUGGAGAACUCGCAAACCCGUUCCCAGUGCCUUCUUUGCCAAAUGGUAACUGUAAACCAGGGAAGCCACAAACGAAGCCUGACAGACAUCAAGCUGAUUUUCAUAUGAAGGAGGCUAAAAAAUUGAAGUCCAAAGCAGAGGCAAUGGCGGACAAGACUGGAAAGGCCUUCAAGUAUUUGGAAGCCGUCCUGUCUUUUAUUGAGUGUGGGAUGGCUACGGAGUCAGAAAGCUCAGCAAAGGCGGCGUACGCUGUCUACUCAGAAACCAUAGACCUCAUUAGGUUCACAAUGUCACUAAAACCCUUCUCAGAUACCACGGCGCCAGCACAAGAAAAGAUAUUUGCUGUUUUAUGUUUGCGUUGCCAGUCCCUGGUGAACAUGGCGAUGUUUCGCUGUAAAAAGGAUGUAGUAAUGAAGUAUUCUCGCACGCUUAGUGACCACUUCAAGAGUUCUUCCAAAGUGGCCCAGGCACCUUCUCCGUGCAUGGCAAGGAGCACAGGCGUUCCGUCUCCCCUCUCCCCAAUGCCUUCUCCUGCCAGCUCUGUGGGGUCCCAGUCAAGUGUUGGCAGCAUGGGGAGCAGUGGGGUGACGGCCACCAUCAGUACCCCAGUCACCAUCCAGAACAUGACCUCCGCCUAUGUCAACUUCACAGCCCACGUCCUUAAGGCCUUUGAUCUGUGGGAUCAGGCAGAGGCCCUUACAAAGAAGAAUAAAGACUUCUUUGCUCAGCUCAGCACAAAGGUGCGUAUCUUGGCCCUCAACAGCAGCCUGGUGGACCUGGUGCACUACACAAGACAAGGUCUGCAGCGGCUGAGACAAGCUCCCAAAACUCCCUAGUACAGGCUGGGAUUACUCGAUGCCUUGGAAUGUCUUUGCACAAUUGGAAGCCUUGAUCAGUGUAGACAGCUGUCCGACUGGGAUGGCACACUCAAGAAGUGAAACACCAUGAGAUGGCCAGAAUGCUUGCCCGCUCAAACUCACAAGAGCUGUGUGGCCAUCGGUUGGACGCUGGUUAGCAGAGCGGACGGUGGGAAAUGAUCUGCCUUUCCUAACGGAAGGACAGAAGUGCAAUGGAGCCUAGCUGGCACAUGGAUGGUCUAGCAACAUUUCUGUUUGUUUGUUUGUUUGUUUUUCUGUUUGUUUGAACAAUAGGAUACAAUUUGCAGAGGAAAGGACGAGAAGCAGUUUCUGGUCCACGGCAGAUUCCUGUCAUCUCAGUGGCCACAUAAGUUCACUUCCAGAAGGAAUUUUUUUUCAAAUAAUAAUUUUUGGUGAAGGGUUUUAUGGAUAUAUUUUUUCUUUUCAAGUUUUAAAGAAAAUAUUGUUUAAUAAAUUGUGAUGGCCACCUGUAAAGCAGAAGUCGUGAAGCUCCACUGUGCUACUUCCUGCAGUGAACAGUGGUUCUGGUGACUGUCAUCAUUUAGAGAACUGAAGGGGCCGCCCUCCCCCGCCGCCCCCCCGUCCCCAGUGCCUAGAGUCCUGCACUGUCUAGCUCUGGCUUCCUCGGGUCUGUCCUAGAGGAGUGGCAGCGUCUAGAUCCAGGAUCCAUCUUAUGGUCUUCCCCACAUCCCAGGUAGUCCUGCACUCCCUGCCUCCCGCCACCACACUCCUGGAAAGUGACUGGCUAAGCAGCACCCGUGGUGCAUGUGGGCAAAGGGAGCCACUGUUGUUUGCCUUGGGUGGGAGGCGGACGGACUUCCUCAUCUGUCAGAGUUCCCGGUGCUGACAGUGCCGUGGCAACUCGUCCUCAGUCAACGAAAGUGAGGUCUUCCUACAGAAGCUGUAUUUUUCUGCUACAAAUUAUUUUAUAUUUAUAGCAAAACUCAACCUUCCAAAGCCCUUUGAUUAUCCAGGGGAUACUGCCUCCCCAAAAGGAUAUGGAGAUUUGGGGUUUGGGAAUCCACUACCACACACCCUCAGUCCAGACUUCUCAGGUACGGUGAUUGGAUACUGAAGACCUGUGACCUUCCCCAGCCAUACCCACCCCCAUUAAUCAAGUCCACGUCCACAGAGUGAGAGCACACACGGACUUCACACCUGCCCAUAAGCACAGGCCUUUCACUGAGAGUCACAAGUGAGUACUGGAAUGCUAAAAGCCAAUUCUCUAUCCCUGCAGAAAGUAGAAUUUGCACGUGUUAUGACUGUUUUUCCCCUCCCUCUCUCCCUUCCCACCCAUCUCCACUUGCUACCAGCCUUGCUGUGUGUUUGUAUCUAGAGAUGAGUGGAGAUGGAAGACCCAUCUUAGUGAGGGUGCCUAAGGUCCCUGGGGUGGGGGACAACUUUCUUACCUUGGUAAAUCCACACAGGGGCUGCAGGUGGGUAUGGUGCCAGGUGUUGGUGCGACACUCCUCGGCUUCUCAGCUUUGGAUGGAGCCAGAGAAAUGGCUACCUUGUGCGUCUCUGAGCACAGGCUGAGACCAAUGGAGCAGUUUUUUAUUAAUGUUUCCUGUAAAGUUCUUGUUCACUGAGCACGUGGUCAGUUGUCCCCGUCACCUCUCGAGCAGAGUCUGGCUUGUGUAGUCUCAUACGGCUCUUUUCCCUUCUCCCAUGGCGGUCUGUAUCCCUUGCUGUACCGUGGAAACGAGCUGCCCGUCAGUUGUGACCGGUUCUAGUCUAGACAGAUUUUGCCAAAGCAUGUGUGUCCUGCCAGUGGCCCACUGUGCCCCUUGACUGAACACGCUUAGCCAGUGCAGGAAGAACGGGCCACCUCGUCCUUUGUACUGGAUGUGUUUUCUCAAUUCUCUAUACUCCAGUUUCAUUUGUACCUUGAAAACUAAUGAAUUUGGACAGACCUGUUUGUAGCAAUUUGGUGUGUAGAUGAGAAAGAGAGGGAACACAGUGGCCGAUGAGUGCUGCUGCUGCUCACUGUAGAAACCUGAAGAUCAUGUAAACAAUUCGCACAUUUCACUAUAUGCUUACAAUUCCCCAGGGCAGCACUUUCCCAAGGCGAUUCAUCCGGAAGGACUAUAAAAUGAACCCCUUGAAUGUGUGAUGCUAUAACCAUAGAAGAGUAUAUACUUGCUGGUGAGGGAAGCAGCGUGUUGGAGAGUGAAGGGCAGUCUUGCCUUUGCCUUACAAUGGGUGUGGAUGGCCAUACAUGUAGAAGCCCUUCUAGAUCAUAAAAAAUCCUGUCGCUUUCCUUCAAGGAAAAGGGAGCAAGGAUUGCACGGCAAGUGUAUCCUCUGGACAGAAAGGACCCCACCCACCCCUCUGUGCACUCUAAUUCUAGGUCUUAGGACGUUUAGAGUGGGCUCUUCCCCGUCUUGAUUGAAAAUGUGCCUUAACUGACACCUUAUGUAUUCAUGUUAGGGACAGGACCUCAACCUUAGUAUUCCUGCUUAGAAAGUGCUGUGUGCUGCACAGCUACGGUCCCGAUGCAGAGGAUGAGAUUUGUCUAGACGUAUUUGUGCCUUUGUUGACCAAACAGCUUCUCAAGUGAUGCUCUUUAUUUUGCCACGGCUUCAAGGGCUGAUGUUUACUUUGCUGCUUUGUCAAGUCUGAGGUCUGUGCAUCUUAAGGUAAAUGAGUUGGGCUUUACAAAAAUAUCUAAACUCUUUCCAUGCCCCCUGCAAAUCCCUCCUCUUGGUGAUCUACCUUUCCCAACACUACCAAUGCACCACUUCGUUGUUCAUUCUUUCCCGCUGCUUAGAAGUAUUUAAAUCUCCUGAGAAUAUUCCAGGCUCCUUUAGAGACACAGAAGUGUAGGUUUUUCUGAGAAUGAGCCAACUGCUCUGCAGCUGUGGGGAGGGUAGGUUCCAUUUGGAUGCCUACUUCUCCCUGCCUCCUUCUGUUGGUUUUGGUCUAUUUGGAAAUAAUGGGUGUGAGGAUGUUUCCUGUGCCUUAAGGGAUGUUAAAGGGCAGAAGGGCAUGAUGUUGGGGUUUUCCUUCAAAUUCUGUAAGUGGUAUUUCUGCCAGGUGGUCCUCCAGUGUGCAGUCCAGUCAUGCUGGCUUCCCACUGAGAACAGUCACCUGUGGCCAUGCCCUUCUAAUGAUGAUUGACAAGCACAUUUCUUCAGGCGGCUGUGAGUUUCCUAGGGGUGAAUGACACACUAUAUUCUGCUCCACUGUGCGUCCCACAUUGCAGUCACUGUGAUGACCGAAGUGCCUCUUUCCCUACCUAAGAGGGAGCCAGAGGACGGGAAGGAAGCCUCGAACUCCCUACAUCUGUCCAUAGGACGGACACUGGAAUAAGGCCACUGACACGCAGGCCACGCUGCAUUGCUGGGCCGCACCGUGGUUGACCUGAGGAAGAUGAACUCGCUUUGCCUAGGUGUUUUAGCAGUACUCAAUACAGGCAGUAUUAAGUUUGCCUUUUGUUCAGGCCACGAUGUGUAUUGCUAAUACUGCACACCCUCACAAUCUCAUGCUGGGGUAUGUGCAUGUCUGUUCCGAAUCUUGUUUUAAUUUUUUCUGAAUGUGAUCAUGUUUUGGAUGAUACCUGAGCAGGGUUGCCUUUUUUAUUUAUUACCAUUAUAUAUUAUAUUAUAUAUUAUAUAUUUUCUUUCUUAUAAUGUUAGAGGAAAGUCAAAUCUUGGUAUUAUUAAAAUUGCUUUAAAAAGGAAUAGGUUGCCCAGGUGAUACUGCAAAUCACUGGUUUGUUUUCCUUUGAUUGCCAUGGAAUACUGUGCCAGCCGUCACCGACACGAUGGGUCUGUGCAGGCUGGGGAGCCUCUGCUCCCAGUGAAGAUGGAGAGCAACAAUGGGAAACACCACAUUUUUAUCAGCUUCAGCAAUGAGACUGCAAACUUGGGGCUUUUGUGAAUAAAAUUUAGCUGCCUUGUAGAAUCCUUUGAAAGAGGCAGACAUGAUCUGUGAGAAUUUUUUUAAAAGAAAAUCUGCAAAAGAUCUUUCCAAAGAUAAUGUGCCACAGAUCUUUUGUUCUUCUCUGUAUUGAGGAUUAAAUGCUAUUUUAAAUGUAAUUGACUUGUUCAUCUUCACAGUCUUUCCACAAGAUCAAACUGUAGAAAAAAUAUUUAAUAAAAAUUUAGAGAAAUCAUUGGAGUUGAAACUGUGGUUUUU